Messenger RNA from Plasmodium adleri (nom. inval.), 678 nucleotides. Its product is annotated as acetyltransferase, putative. The record is from RefSeq and is a predicted model, not a curated record. The transcript is spliced from 6 exons. The coding region runs from base 1 to 678 and encodes 225 amino acids. Gene Ontology annotation, cellular component: NatC complex. Lineage: Eukaryota; Apicomplexa; Aconoidasida; Haemosporida; Plasmodiidae. Gene Ontology annotation, biological process: N-terminal peptidyl-methionine acetylation. Gene Ontology annotation, molecular function: protein-N-terminal amino-acid acetyltransferase activity.
AUGAAUAAUGAAGUUGUAUCAGAAGAGGAUGAAAUAAAUAAUAAAGUGGAAAAUUACACAAACCCUUUUGUUUUAGCAGAUAUAUCGGAUUUGGAUUUCGAAAAAAGUAUUGGGAAAUCAUUUGAAUGUAAUACUACAAUUAGUGAAUUUUAUAAUGAAAGUUUACCUAAAAAAGAUGUAUAUCAUACGUUGUUUUUUGAUGAAAAAGAAAUUGAUAUAUAUCAAUAUAGAACAUUCCCAAAAAAUUAUUUAAAUAGUAUGUAUAAUUUGUUAAGCACAGAAUUAUCAGAACCAUAUAAUAUUUUUUUACUCAAAACCGUUUUAAAUGAUUACGGUGAAAUUGCAUUAAUGUCUAUAUGUGAGGAUCAAUGUGUUGGUGCAGUAAUAAGCAAAAUUACUACCAAAUGUAAAAAUGAUGAAACGAUCACUUUUGGAUAUAUAUGUAUGAUAGCUGUUCACAAAUCUAUUAGAAGUUUGGGUUUAGGCUCCUAUUUAUUAAAUGAGAGUAUUAAAUUAAUGCAAAACAUCUAUGGCAUAAAUGAGAUUCAUCUUGAGGCAGAAGCAACAAAUUAUCCUACAUUACGAUUUUAUGAAAAAAACGGAUUUAUUAGAGUAAAACGGAAACCAUAUUAUUAUUUAAGUGGUGUUGAUGCCUUCAAAUUAAAGAAAAUAUUAUAA